This is a messenger RNA of Phaedon cochleariae (mustard beetle), 3332 nucleotides long. The record is from the annotation of a GenBank genome assembly. Lineage: Eukaryota; Metazoa; Arthropoda; Insecta; Coleoptera; Chrysomelidae.
AUCAUAGAUUGAACUUCAAAUCAAAUAGAGAACCUAUUUUUCAAUGGGAAAACAUGUUUUAUUCCAAAAUAAUGUAUUCGUGACAUAUGGAAUUUUCGUUAAUCUGAUAAGAAACCUUUGUGAUAAUAGUAUUUUCUGUUACAUAUUUUUUUGAAUCCUCUAUUCAUUUUAUUACAAUAUUAUUAUGAAUCAUCAAAAACAUGAAGAGUUAUGCUGAAUAUUUGUAAAAAGCAGAAUAUAAUAUACAUUGAAAUUUUCAAUCAAGUACCUACCUAAAAACAACAAGCAAAAUGGAAAAUGGAUAUAGUAAUAGAGAAACAAAUAGAAAAGAAGAUAUAAAUUGGUCAAGAUUUGGAUUAGGGUCAGAAUCAGCACAAAGAGCAAGAGCAAAUACAAGUGGUUUUAUAGAUUUAUCAAAUGAUUAUGGAGCAGGAGGGCACCAAGCCUCUGGGGCCAAUGAAUUGUUUGCAGAGGAACAGGGAGAUGCACCUUGGUGGAAAUCUAAUUUUUUCAUAUCCCAGCCAGUGUUAUUUGGGACAUGGGAUGGUGUUUUCACAUCUUGCUUAAUUAACAUUUUUGGUGUGAUAGUAUUUUUACGAUCUGGAUGGAUAGUUGGUCAAGCUGGAGUUUGUAGUGCUAUUACUAUAGUUUUAUUCACAGUAUUUACCGCCUUGAUAUCAGUUCUCUCAGCUGUAGGUAUUUGUGAAAGAUGUCGAAUCGAGAGUGGAGGUGUUUAUUUUGUUGUUGCCCAUACAAUGGGUUCAAGAUUUGGAGGAUCUCUCGGUUUGCUGUAUUGCUUUGGUCAGGCUGUGGGUUGUGCAUUGAAUGUUCUUGGUUUUGGUGAAUCAAUGGCUGAAUUGAUUGGAUUUGGAGAUUCAAAAUGGGCUGUUAGGGGAAUAGCAAUGGCUGCUGUUCUACUACUUAGUGUGAUAAAUGUGGCAGGAGUAAAAUGGGUAAUCAAAUUGCAGUUUAUUUUGUUGCUGAUCUUACUCUCAGCAGGCCUAGAUUUUAUGGUUGGCAGCUUUGUGCAUACUGACGAUGGAAAUGGUUUCGAUGGUUGGGUCAGCGACAAUAUUAUAAAAAAUAUGUGGUCAAAAUACCACGAAGGAUACAGCUGGUUCACAGUGUUUGGUGUUUUCUUUCCAACAAUAACUGGGGUACUUUCUGGAAUAAACAUGAGCGGUGAUCUCAAAGCCCCUUCCACAAACAUACCUAAUGGUACCCUGUCUGCAUUGGGUACCGGUACCUUUUUGUACCUUGUAUUCGUUAUUUUCUUGGGGGCCACCUGUCAGAGAGAUGCUUUAUUGAAGGACUUCACGAUAGCGAAAGACGUUUCUGUGAUACAUGUGCUAUUUCUAGCUGGAUUGUAUGUAUCGUCCAUGUCUAGUUGCUUAGGAGCCAUGUAUGGUACUCCAAGAGUUCUGCAGUCAAUUGCUUUAGAAAAUGUGAUUCCUGGAAUUGGUGUAUUGGGCACUGGAAGAGGACCAAAUAAAGUGCCGUUAUAUUCUAUGGUUGUGGUAGCUGUUGUUACUUUUGCCUUUAUAUUUAUUGGAGAGAUUAAUACUUUGGCACCAAUCGUCACUAUGCCUUUCUUAUUAACUUAUGCUGCUAUAGACUAUGCAUAUUUUGCAUUAGCACAAACUUUUGAUAUUCGUCAUCAAAGGGAACAGAGGUUCCAUAGACCUAGGAUGCAACACCAAAUAUCUAGCGAUGACAGUGAGUUGGAUAGGUUGUUCCCUGAACGCACUAGGCAUAAAGUAUUGCGGGGAGAAUCUACUUCAAACUCAGCCAGUCCUGAAGAGAACAGUGAAACGAUACCAAUUACUCCAAAAAUAAAUAUUCAUUCUAAACAGAAAAAUUGGUAUUCCAAUUUGUGCAAUCGAUGGCUGUCAUUAUUCGGAGCUGCCUUAAAAAUACUUAUCAUGAUGUUAGUGAACUGGUAUUAUGCUUUAGCAUGUAUCACAGCAGUGUUUCUUGUAUGGUUGUAUAUUGGAACAGCAAAUCCAGCUGUGAAGCCUGGAAUUGCCUCCGAGUUUCGUUUCUUGAGGUGGUUGAGAAUACUACUACUCAGGUGUAUUGGGAGGCGGGUCACAGAUUAUGAACAAAUAGUCAAUACCCCUGUACAUUCGGGGUUGGAGGUAACCUCUACGCAGUUGAACGAGGACAAUCUGGACUUCCCUAACAGGAGAAGGUACCAUCAGUCUGCAACUGUCGAAGGAUAUACUGUCAGCAUCGAUGACUGACAUCUAUUUGUUGGAAUAACCAGUUUACUAACUUUCAAUUCCUAAACAAACAAGAAACAAGUAUAAAUUAAUUGGACACUUCAUAAACUGAUUACCUCAACUGUCAAGAAAUUUGAAGGAUCUUUUUGAAGGCUCAGCAUAUUAACGUGGUAACACCGAUAGUAUAAUACGGAAUACCAUUGGGAAAAUAGUGCUGUAAUGAUUGAAAAUUGUGUUGCAAUGACACUGUAUCAGUUUUGAACUGAUGCAAUCCCAAUCGGACUCACAAUUUCAAUGUUGAAACGUCAAAUUGAAAUAACCAUUCGCAGUAAGUUCUUGUGAACAUUUUGUUUCAAGCAACUCUUCAAAAUAUCCGUGAUUUAAUUUUUGAUCACAUAAACUAUAUAGGUACUUACAUACAAAUUGAUCAAUCAUUCCAUUAAAAUAAACAACAUGUGUCUCUCAGUAGAUAUAGACAUUCCUCCAUCAUGCGUCAUAUCUUCGUAAUAGAAUGUUGAUUAUCUAAAACUAUCAGUUGAUUUUUAUGCAUAUUAUCCCUCUGCAUCCUAUGAUUUUUUUGGAACUACAAAUUAACAGGUUGAAAAAUACUUAACCUUUAACCUUUAAUCACUUCUUCAUCCCUGAAUUUUUGGAUAUCUUCAACAAAAUUAUUCAGUUUUGGAAUUGAGUUUAUAAGGGAUUUUUCAGAAUUAUUCAUUAAUUAAUCGGUCAUUUUUCAUCGGUCAAUUUGACUGAUGCACUGACAUUGCACUCGGCUCGCACGACCUCCUAGAGUAUUUGCGAAAAUUGUUGCACCGAGUGCAACACCAGACGCACCAGUUUUUCGAUGAGGCACAGAAACCAUAACUGGUUUUACCAAUGUGACGCAUUAUAUGGACUCAGUGCGCACGAGUUUUCCCAAUGGUAUUCGCUAUAAAUGAAGUUCAGAUUGCGGGAAGAAUAUAAAGGUUAUGUACUCAACUGAACAGAUUUUACCUUCAUAUCAAACUGAUACAGGAAAAGAUACGCACAAUUUUGCCCGGAAGUUCCUCGAGCAGGCGCAUAUAUACAUGAGGGCGAAUUAGGGAAGGUAAUAAUGAAAUACUUCCG